GUGACGUCACAAUGGUUAGCGAGCGCUGUACAGAAGCAUUAGUAUCCUGACAGACGGCCGCGGGAAGGAUCGUGUUAUUGGGAGCUGCGCGCCGACUAUCGUACCCGGCACUGACCGCUUAUUGUGAUCCUGUCAGUGCGGUGUUUACCAGCUCCGUGAGGAGGGCGGCCAUGACUCCCGGGCUGUAAUCAAUAAGAAGACCAAAUGGCCAAACAACCACCAUUGUUAAAUUUGGGGUGCAGUGGAGGAGAUCAGAGCCAGCCAGCCAGCAGACGCACUCCACACAGACCCCUCAGGACAGGGGCUCCUACAUCCCUUGCCAGCCCUUUUCCAAGCCCCCAUUCUGAUGAGGGAGGGUGCUGCCCUAGUACUCCUUGGGGCCAUAGUUUAUCACCAUACAGCCCCAGUUCUUUUGCCAACAGAUCCCCUCUUUGUAUGUUAGUAAGGGGGUCCUCCCUGGUCUCCAAAACUUCGAGUGGAUAUUUUUCAUUUGAAGUGAGUCCUGCUCCUGUAUAUUGUGACAAAGCCACUCAGACACCAAGCCCUCCCUGUCAAGCGUUUAACCACUUUCUCUCCGUUAUGGCUGCCAGACCUAUUAAUCACCGUGAAGAAACUCGGCCAGAAAUCGCGAUUGCACAUGAGCUCCGCCGUAUUGGAGAUGAAUUUAAUGCAUUGCACAAUCCAGGGAUAAAGGAAAUGAACGUGACGAUUAAUGUUGUAAUCUAUGAUUACAGGGUUUUCACAAUCAACAAGGGUUUGUGAACAAUGUAAUAAUCCUGCGUGUGCUACAUUAUAUCAUCCGACUCAUAUGGAGAAUGCAGUGACUGCGCCUUCUGCCCUGGACGGAAGAAUGAAUUCACAAAUGAAGGAUUCUAGCACUUGGCUUGUGUUCAUAUACUAUGCAAUCCAAAUCAUCUGCAGAGCUUUAGCCGUCUUCCGCAUUCUGAUAAGCCUCCAGGAACACCCCUUGUCGCAUCGGACUAAUUGGGUUCGGAAUGGACUUCUAAGGAUUACUACGUUCUGUGGAUUAUUUUUUUCUGCAAUUUUAUAAAAAAAAAUACAAAUGUUCUAUUUUGUGUAAAUAAGAGAAUAAAUCAUCAGACUUCCAUAUCUACUGAUACUUUACUGAUCCGUCUCCAAAGACCUGUGGAUAUUGUGGAAAUGAAGCUUUUGGAUACACUUUGCUGCCUUACGUAUGUAUAUAAAGCAAAUGUGACCCGAGGGGGUGAAGUCAAAGCAAUUCACACAGUUUAUAGUGACCUUCUUGGUACGCCUGUCUUCCAGUUAUGUUAUUUUAAGGAUUGUUAUGAUUAAUUUUUUCCUUUCAUGGGAAGGAUUUUUAUUAUGAGUUUGGAUUGGAUGACCAUGACAAUGCCCACUCUUCUGAAGGAUGGAUUGCUGGAAAGGAUUGCGUCUUUCACAAUUUUCAAUAUAACCAUUUCCCAUAUCAGAUACUCUCUUCCAGCCCUGUUUAUACAAAUCUUCUAGUUUUUCUUUUGGUGCAAAACUCAUUGUAACUGUGAACCAAUGGUUCUAAUAACUUGCUUGUUUCCAUCGUUACAUAAGAUAAUUAUGUAUGUGCAAACACAUGAAAAGGGGUGGAAAGGAAUUGCUUUUUUUUUGUGGGACCAGUUGAUUACUAGUGGAUUACUAAACCUAAAAUACACUUGAAUAGGAGUUUUAAUAUAUAUUUUGGAAAUGUGGCCUGUUCCCACUCUACUUCAUUAUUUUGCCCCUUUUGGCCUCAAACCUGCUAACGCUGAAGACCAACAUGCUUCUCUGUAUGUUGGCUAUGUGUUGUAUACUAUCGGUAGAUGUAUUUUAGGAUUAUUUGAAACUCUUUGAUGUAAAGCAACUUGUAUUUUAGUUUUAGUGGCCCUUGAUAUACAUCCUAUAAAAUCAGGUCUUCCACCGCCGUUUCAUUUCUCUGUGUAAUCUGAGGUCGGCCUCUAUGAAAUCCCGUUAUGUUGCAGGGUGUUAGUAGGAAGCUACCAGAUUGCAUUUAAGGGCUCAUACACACAAACGUGUGUGUCCUGUGCCCGUAUUGCGAACAGUGGGUCUGCAAUAUAUGGGCAGCGCCCCUGUGCACUGCGUAUCAUGGAUGCGGUCCCAUUGACUUGAAUAGGUCUACAAUCCGUAAGAUACCGAGCGAAGGCACAGAUCAGAUGCCCAUGGAAGAACUAUGAAGCACUUCCAUGGGCUUUCUCAUGCAGAUUGCUGACCCAUUCAAGUCGCAGAGUCCACAAACUGCGUAAACACGGAUGAUGCCCGUGCAUUGUGGACCACUCUUUGCAGUCCACAACAUGGUCCACCCACGUUUGUGUACAUGAGCCCUAAGGCUGUAUGUAGAUCUAGUCUGUACCUAGAUCAGUAUAUGCAUUCCUUUACUAUAUCUGUCUGCGCUAUAACUUUGUUUGGUAGUAGGUUUACUAAUCUAUCCACGUUUCAUAUGCCAAAGCUCCAAUGUGUCUUGUCUGCAGUAGCUACUGUUACUUACCUAUUGUAUGGGUAGUGCUACCAGAGCAUGGAUUAAUAUCCUGCAAAAGCACACUGUUCUAUCAGGUUUAUGAAGAAGCCUCGAAAGGGCAAUCCCCUCAACAUCGCACACAUUUCAUCUAAAUGUCUUUGAGCAGAUACUUCUGUUAUAGGUUGCACACCUUUUGGGCUCCUUACUGACACCACUGAUCAGUAUUGUCAGUCUUCAGUGGAAUAUAUGUUCAGAUUUUAGUAACCAGUACGAAGAGCCUUUUAAAAUGUUUCUGAUCUCUCCAACUGCUUCAGAUUCAUAAAAAAAUCCACCUACCUUUUUGUUUUUUUCUCAAAGGGGUUGUCACCUUAGCAAAUAUCAUUUAUCAUGUAGAGAAAGUUAUUACAAGGCACUUACUAAU
This is a messenger RNA of Bufo bufo (common toad), 2888 nucleotides long. RefSeq names its product BCL2 like 11 (gene BCL2L11). Bases 205 to 762 code for a protein of 185 amino acids. Lineage: Eukaryota; Metazoa; Chordata; Amphibia; Anura; Bufonidae. Gene Ontology annotation, biological process: meiosis I. The transcript has 4 exons. The record is from RefSeq and is a predicted model, not a curated record.